Molecule: messenger RNA, 294 nt
Organism: Diaporthe citri
Lineage: Eukaryota; Fungi; Ascomycota; Sordariomycetes; Diaporthales; Diaporthaceae
Exons: 2
Coding region: 1-294 (97 amino acids)
Biological process (GO): intra-Golgi vesicle-mediated transport
Source: RefSeq, a predicted model, not a curated record
AUGUCCGAAGCCUACGAGCGCGAGCGCCAGAACAACUCCCGGCUGGACGAGCUGUCAGCAAAGGUCAGCGCCCUGCGCGGCGUGACCAUCGACAUCUACGAUAACGCGCGGGCCCAGGAUGUCAUCGACAACACCUCCGACACCUUCUCCACCAUGCGCACCCAGCUCACCGGCUCCGCAGGCCGCCUGGGCCGCAUGGCCGCCGCGGGGAACAAGGUCGCCAUCCUAAAGCUGUCCGCUAUCCUCAUCGGGACCGUGCUGGUGCUGUACUACGGGUGGAAGCUGUUCCUCUAG